This is a messenger RNA of Pelmatolapia mariae (spotted tilapia), 942 nucleotides long. It is a transcript of the gene u2af1, whose product is annotated as U2 small nuclear RNA auxiliary factor 1. Gene Ontology annotation, biological process: mRNA splicing, via spliceosome. Gene Ontology annotation, molecular function: pre-mRNA 3'-splice site binding; metal ion binding. The coding region runs from base 37 to 753 and encodes 238 amino acids. The transcript has 8 exons. Gene Ontology annotation, cellular component: U2AF complex; spliceosomal complex. Lineage: Eukaryota; Metazoa; Chordata; Actinopteri; Cichliformes; Cichlidae. The record is from RefSeq and is a predicted model, not a curated record.
CGGAAAUACAAUUGUUGACGCUACUAGCGAGCCAAGAUGGCGGAGUACCUAGCAUCCAUUUUUGGGACAGAAAAAGAUAAGGUGAACUGCUCUUUUUAUUUUAAAAUUGGUGCCUGCCGACAUGGUGACCGCUGCUCCAGAUUACACAAUAAGCCGACAUUUAGCCAGACGAUUGCCCUCCUGAACAUUUACCGGAACCCCCAGAACAGCGCCCAGUCUGUGGACGGCCUGACCUGUACCAUCAGCGACACGGAGAUGCAGGAGCACUAUGAUGAGUUUUUUGAGGAGGUGUUCACAGAGAUGGAAGAAAAGUACGGCGAAGUGGAGGAAAUGAACGUAUGUGACAACCUUGGUGACCACCUAGUUGGAAACGUGUAUGUGAAGUUUCGUAAAGAGGAGGACGCUGAGAAGGCUGUGAUAGACCUAAACAAUCGGUGGUUUAAUGGACAGCCCAUCCACGCUGAGCUGUCUCCUGUCACAGACUUUAGAGAAGCCUGCUGUCGCCAGUAUGAGAUCGGGGAAUGCACUCGUGGUGGUUUCUGUAACUUCAUGCAUCUGAAACCCAUCUCACGUGAGCUGAGGAGAGAGCUCUACGGCCGUCGAAGGAAGAGCCGCAUCAGGUCUCGGUCUCGAUCAAGAGACAGGCGGUCUCGCUCGAGGGACAGGGAUAGAGACAGGGACAGGGGUCGAGGAGGCGGCCGUGACCAUGAGAGACGUCGCUCCAGAGACAGAGAACGUUCGGGGCGAUUCUGAACUUCGAGCAGUGACUACUCGCCCUCCCUGUGUUCAUCCCUGUCUUUUUUUUAAGUUUGUACCCUUGCAGAUCUGUUUUGGGACUAACUGAAAGGUAGCUGUUUCGAAGAUGUGAAUCCACUGAGGAGUUUGGUUUUUCUUGAUUUCUGAAAAUGACUUUCACUUCAUUAAAUUUAAAUUUGUACCAAA